AAGCAGGACGCGACUGAUGUAAAGAGUGGAUUCCCUGCAAACGAAAACGCGAGAAGCAGACCCUCCUCACUCCUCUCUCCUUCUCCUCCAGUCUUCCCCUUUUCGAAGCCUUUUGUCUCUCCUCACGGGCAUUCCCUGAACCACGACACUACCCGAGCUUCUCGCGAGGGCUUCUCUCUCUCUCUCUCUCUCUCUCUGAACCGAAACCAGCGAAGAAGAACCCACAUUGGCUUCUCUCGAUUCAGCUCCUCGAGUCCCCCCCCUCCCUCUAGGGUUCACGAGUUCUCCGAGAUUGAUCUCCAGCUCGGCUCGUUCUCCAGCUCCAAAGAGAAGAAGACCCGGCUCCGCUUUGCUGCGUUGCGGGGGCUUUUACAGUCAAAAGACAAGAAUGGAGAAGAAUAUUUGGUUGAUUCUCGGGCUGCUUCCCUGACUCGCGCUUCUUUUUCCUCCUUUUCCGCUUUCCGGGUGACGUACAUGGGAAGCAAUUCGAGUUGAAUGCCCUCCAGCGAACGUGAUCGAAUUCAGUGGUUUCCUGUGAUGCAGUUGGUGCUCUCUCAGCUGCAGCUCAGACUCGGCCCUCGAGAUGGAGGCCUCUGGAUCUUAAAUAAGCUUUGCUCCACUCGGAGAUGAAGCUCGCCUCCAGCUUUUGGAGAUCGUUUUCCCCUUCUGAGAUGUUGUAAUCGUCUGGGUUUUGCUUGGUCUACCGAAGUUCCGACACCCAGUUGCUGAUUAUAUACUUUCUAGUGCUGGAUCGGGCUAUGGAGGACAUACGGCUGUUUAAGCAGGGGUGGGAAUGGGUCCUGUCUCAGAAGCACGCCUUGUCGCGUGCGAAGAACGCGAUGUGGCGCGUCAGAGAUAGAAUCUGUGUGUUUGUGGAGAGGCAUUGGCCGAUGGUGUGGGGUUGGUGUUCCCAGUUUCGGAAGGUGUUGCUUCUAUCGUUGCUUUACUGGAGGAACUGCUUCUUCCGGGGUGUUCAGUCCGUUAUUGGAUUUGGUUCAGCCUCUCUACUUGUCAUCAUGUGGAGUUGCUUCCUUAGCCUCACUUCAAUGCCUUGCUUGAUUUAUGUCGUUUUAAGUAUGGGAGCUGCUGGAGCUGCGGUUAAGUACUUGGGAUUUACUCCUGGGCUGUUUAUUGUAGGACUCUUUGCUAUUUUAAUUUUAUGGAUGUUUGCUAACUUCUGGAUAACGGGAACAUUGUUUAUAAUAGGAGGUUACUUGUUCUCCCGCAGUCAUGCCCGUCUGGUAAUAUUGAUGGCUACCAUUUACGCCAUCUAUUGUGUCAAAGUUCGAGUUGGAUGGCAUGGUGUUUUCAUCUCUAUCAACCUUGCGUUCUUCUCAAAUGACGUGCUGACAUAUUUGCUUCAGUGUUGUGACAAUAUUUCUGAGAAAAGGCACUCCGAAGAGCAGAAAGAGUCGGAAACACUGACUGAAGAUGAAUUCUCUGGAGAAUGUGAAUUCUCUACUCUGAAUGAAGAGCCUGAGAAGUUGCAUUCAUGUAAAUCAUCUAGCAAACAGCCUGCUUUCUCAUCGUUUAUUUGUAAGCAGAGAGAAUUAUCUGGAAAUAAGGUGGUACAAGAAGAAACCAGUUCAUUAGAUGAGAUGAAUAGGAUAUUAAACAGUGUGGAUCAUUAUGAAGCACUUGGGUUUCCUCGUCACAAGAAAAUUGAUGCUGUGAUGUUGAAAAAGGAAUAUCGGAAAAAGGCCAUGCUUGUGCAUCCCGAUAAAAACAUGGGAAGUUCACGAGCUAGCGAAUCAUUUAAGAAACUUCAAUGUGCAUAUGAGGUCCUCUCAGAUUCUACAAAGAAGAGAGACUACGAUGAGCAACUGAAGAAGGAAGAAAGCAGGAGUAGGAGUGUCUGUCAAAAGUCCCACUCACAUCAGGAAAAUGAGGAUUAUCGUGCUGAGGAGUCGAGACGUAUACAGUGCACAAAGUGUGGAAAAUCUCAUGUAUGGGUGUGUACCAAUAGGAGUAAGACCAAUGCUAGAUGGUGUCAGGAUUGUUGCCAGCAUCAUCCAGCCAAAGAUGGGGAUGGAUGGGUUGAAUACAACGGCUCAUUGGUCUUUAAUAGGCCUCAAAAGGUGGAAAUACCCCGGGCUUUUGUCUGUGCCGAAAGCAAGAUCUUUGAUGUGUCAGAAUGGGCCAUCUGCCAGGGUAUGGCUUGUCGGCCCAACACUCAUCGUCCAAGCUUCCAUGUGAAUAUGGUUGGCUUGGAAAGGAAGACACAGAGAUCUAACUCAAGUAGGUAUCCAUGGGAUCUGGAUGCGGAGAUGAUGGAUGAAGAGGAAGAAUUCGAGUUAUGGCUUCAACAAGCCCUGGCCUCUGGCCUCUUCUGUGAGACUUCCAAACGCAGGAAGAGCUGGAGUCCAUUCAAGUUGCACCAGUUGAAGGGUAAGAAGCAAUGGAGAAGAGCUUCAUCAUGAAUGGCUGACCAAGCAUAGCGUAGAAUUGGCCAAGUUCUUUCUAUGCUCCUCGGAGCUGAGAUUUCACAGGACCAGGAUUUCAUUGGCAGAGAAUAUGGUGAUGUGUCUGAUGUACCCAAAGCAUGUUAUGUUUGACCAGCCAACCUGUCAUAACUCAUCAAGGAUGAGGUGAAUGAAAUUGAGGUCCUGAAGUUGAGCAACUGCUCUCUUCUGUUGUCGUGUAAAUAAAUUUAGGUCAUCUCUACGGCAUUCCCUUGCUUCACAAUGUCAGUUUUGUCGAGUCCCUUUUGGGGAAGGGGAAUAUUUUGAAGUCAAGUCAGAGGGCAAAACUGAUUUGUGUCUGUUGUACAUUAUUCAGGCAAUCUUUGCUUAUUCAAGGUGUAACCCAGGUUCUCCUAAAAAAAUUUGCUCACACUGUAGAUUUAUC
This is a messenger RNA of Rhodamnia argentea, 2847 nucleotides long. RefSeq lists its product as uncharacterized. The coding region runs from base 759 to 2420 and encodes 553 amino acids. The transcript has 9 exons. The record is from RefSeq and is a predicted model, not a curated record. NCBI's taxonomy places the organism in Eukaryota, Viridiplantae, Streptophyta, Magnoliopsida, Myrtales, Myrtaceae.